UACCACAUUCUUCUUAUUACAACAUUUUCAUCGUCUCUUGGCAUACAGGUUUGGUUUCAUCUUCUCCAAAUGAUUUUUUCUUUGAACGUUUUGCUUAUCUUGGUUAGAGUUUCUCUCUCGGGAGCGAUUCUUGAUGCCAAUUAUUAUCAGAAGACUUGCCCUCAAGUUGAAGAUAUCAUCUACACAAGUGUUCGUAAUGCUACCGCUAAUGAUCUCAAAGUUCCUGCCCGUAUCCUCAGAAUGUUCUUCCACGAUUGUUUCAUUAGGGGAUGCGAUGCAUCGGUGUUGCUAGACUCGACCCCGGAGAACAAAGCAGAGAAGGACGGUCAUAUCAACCUCUCACUGGCCGCAUAUAACGUGAUUGAUGAUGUCAAAACAAUGCUCGAGCAAUCUUGCCCCGCAACGGUCUCUUGUGCAGAUAUAAUAGCCAUUGCUGCAAGGGACGUCGUCGUUAUAUCCGGAGGUCCCAGUUGGAGCGUGCUGAAAGGCAGGAAAGACGGGAGAAUCUCGAGAGCAGAAGAAACCAAAACCCUACCGCUUUCCCACGACAACACAUCUCAGCUCAUCCAGAGCUUCUCUCAGAGAGGCCUCUCCGUCAAAGACUUGGUCACUCUCUCCGGGGGCCAUACGCUCGGCCGCUCCCGCUGCUCCGAGUUCGACUACCGUCUCCGCAACUUCAGCGCGGCCCACGACACUGAUCCCACUCUCGACCCGGAAUUCGCCACCGAAUUGAAGAGCAAGUGCCCCGAACACAAUAAGGAUCCUAAUGCGGGUGAGAACUUGGAUUCGACUGGUUUGGGUUUCGACAACGACUAUUAUAAACGGAUUGUUGGAGGGAAAGGGUUGUUGGUGUCGGAUCAGACGCUGUUGGGGGAUUACAGGACCCGGUGGAGGGUCGAGGCGUUCGCGAGGUACCGGCGCUUGUUUUUCUGGGAGUUUGGUCCGGCGAUGGUGAGGCUUGGGAAUGUCGGAGUGGUUGAGAGUGGAGAGGUGAGGGUGAAUUGCAGAGUCGUGAACUGAGGGAAACAUGGAGAGCCGGUUUUUUAUGGGUGGAAUGUACAAUGUUCUUGAGUUUUUG
Messenger RNA from Sesamum indicum (sesame), 1078 nucleotides. Its product is annotated as peroxidase 66. Gene Ontology annotation, biological process: hydrogen peroxide catabolic process; response to oxidative stress. Gene Ontology annotation, molecular function: peroxidase activity; heme binding. The record is from RefSeq and is a predicted model, not a curated record. NCBI's taxonomy places the organism in Eukaryota, Viridiplantae, Streptophyta, Magnoliopsida, Lamiales, Pedaliaceae.